AUGCAAAGAAUCACUCAAACUCAAGUAAUCUUCGAUGCCUCAUCAGCAUCAAACGAAACCAAAUGUUCGCCAACUGGCGAACAUACGUCCAAGAGGGAGAAGUUUAAACAACUUUUCCAAUUCAAAAAAUCAACAACCGUGGAUGCUUCAUUAGUAUCAACAACAGAAACAAAGUGCCCAUCAGUCGAUGAGCACAAAUCAAAAAGAGAAAAGCUCAAGCAGCUUUUCAAAAUAAAGAAAACCAAGACAGUUGAUGCUUUAUCAGCAUCAGAAGAAGAAGGAGAAUGUUCACCAGGCGGUGAGCACAUCUCAAAAAGGGAAAAGUUUAGAAAACUUUUCCAUAUGAAAAAAAGUACGACCAUUGAUGCUUUACCAGCAUCAAUUGAAGAAAAUGAUUAUUCUCCAGUAAGUGAUACUGCUGUUGAAGAAGAAAAUGUUGAAAAUGUUGAAAAAGUUGAUGCAUUAUCUGCAUCAAACGAAGAAAAUGAAUGUUCACCAGUUGGUAAAAUUGCCGCUGAAGAAGAAAAUGUUGAAAAUGUUGAAAAAGUUGAUGCAUUAUCUGCAUCAAACGAAGAAAAUGACUGUCCACCAGUUAGUGGACCCGCUGCCAAUUUGGAUCAUCCUGCUGAAAACGCCGAACCCACUGCUGAUAACGCCGAACCCACUGCUGAUAACGCCGAACCCGCCGAACCCGCUGAAUACGCUGAAUAUGCAGAACCCACUGCAUUUGCUGAACCCGCUGAGUACGCUGAAUAUGCCGAACCCACCGCAUUGGCUGCAUUUGCUCAACCCUCAACAUUUGCUGAAUCCGCUGUAUUCCAACCUCAACCUAGACCUGCUGAGACAAAUAUUGCCAAUCUGGACAAUCACGAGGCUUAUGAGCCACGUGAACUUCAAACAUCGUCCAGUCGCUAUUCCGAUGGUCCAGCAUUGGAGUCUUUCUCGCAAAGCUUGGAAGACAUAAUUCUCCGCAGGUCAAAACAAGCCAAAAAGCAUCUUGCUAGAAAGGUUGAGGAAGAAAAAUGA
This is a messenger RNA of Lodderomyces beijingensis, 1026 nucleotides long. The record is from the annotation of a GenBank genome assembly. NCBI's taxonomy places the organism in Eukaryota, Fungi, Ascomycota, Pichiomycetes, Serinales, Debaryomycetaceae.